Molecule: messenger RNA, 3141 nt
Organism: Corythoichthys intestinalis (scribbled pipefish)
Lineage: Eukaryota; Metazoa; Chordata; Actinopteri; Syngnathiformes; Syngnathidae
Gene: tmem51a
Product: transmembrane protein 51a
Exons: 4
Coding region: 317-1129 (270 amino acids)
Source: RefSeq, a predicted model, not a curated record
AUCCCCCGCCCCAUUCGCUAGUCUGGAUCCGUCUAUUUCAUAGCAAAGUCUAGCUGCUCAUUUUACCUUUUUUUGUCAAUAAAAAUGUGCUGCCGUUGACUUGUUUCCGCGCCGUAUUCAUUCGAUGAUCAAAUGCAGCUAACGUAAGGGCGCUGAGGACAAUUUUCAGGGGGAGGUUGGCACAAGUCCUAGCCCCUACCUUGGAUGAGGCACGAUUUAUGAGCUAUGACACAGGCAGCAGCAGCCAAGCUGGAAACAAGGUCUUUUGGUUUUGACCUCAUUACACUUAAUCAACUAAAGUGGGGUUACUGUCAAGAUGCGUUCCAGUGUGGAUGGACAAUCCAACCUCCACGGCAGAGGGCACACAAAUGACAACAACAAUAACAACAACAACAGCAGCAUCAAUGAGAACAGUGGAAAUUCUGGUUCCCAGUAUGCUCUCUGCGCGCUGGGUGUUGGACUCGUGGCCCUUGGCAUUGUCAUGAUCGUCUGGAGCGUGGUGCCGGCAAGCCCGACUGGUAACAACAGCAGUAGUGCAGGUGGAGGAGGAGGAGAAGCUGAUUCUUCUGAAAACAGGAAAAGCAAAGCUUCCUCUGUAGCCUUUGUCCUGGUGGGCUCAGGGGUGGUCAUGCUGCUGCUGUCCUUGUGUCUGGGAAUGAGGAACAAGCAGAGGGAGCAACGGAGGCUCCAGGAAGCCCAGAACCACAGAGGUUUGACAGCCAUGGAGAAUGGGAAUGUAGAAAUUGCUGAGCAAGACACCCAACGCUAUGCUGUGCCCACCUAUGAGGAGGUAGUGGGCAGUGGCCAAUAUCCUGUCCGCCAGAGCAAUCUUCAGCACAGUUCGUCCCAGCUGCCCUCCUAUGAUGACUUGGUCCAGGUUGAUGGCGUGCAGUAUGAAUUUGAAGGUUCAGAGGUUGCUGAUCCCGGAUCACAGCCUGGCUCUGCCUCCGGCAAUACAGUUGCUUCCGCUUCAAAUCGGAAGCCUAGUAAAAGUGGUCGCAAGCUCCUACCCAUAAAAAUCCGCAGGAUCAAAUCAGAGAAGGUGCCCAAUUCUCAACCAUCUGCUGGGAUCAGUAUAGAACCUCUCACUCCACCGCCACAGUAUGAGGACAAGGUGCCCCCCCUCUGAUAAUGACUUUCAACCAAGCAUGGUGACUUCCAUCUUCCAUCAGGACUGGCCUUGGUGAACUCAUGAAACAGUCCCCAUUACAUCUUACUAGUAUUGGUAUCAAUGUCAUGUCACGCUGCACCAUUCCAACUAUUACUUAGAACUCCUGAAAUUAUUCAUCUUUUAAGCACUCGUUACCAAGGUGGACAAGCAAGCACCAAAUAUAAUUCUCGUCAUGCCAAAGUAGAUACAUGUGAUAAAAGAGAUCAUGAGGCUUCAUUUGGUAUUAUUUGUGUGCACACAAAGUUUGGAGCAGCUGUUCAAGCAACUCUCAUUGACAUCAGCAUGACGUUGGUCUGUUCAGGCCUGACACAAUCUGCAACAAUUGUUAACACACACAAACCCACUGAGUUGCUGUGAUAUCCUUUUUAGAGCUUUGUAAAAAGAAUGAGACAUCUUUGAUAAAUUUUGGCUCCUGUUCAAGGAGCCAAAAUCUCCUUCGUCCUUUCCUUACGUAAGACCAAAAUCUUUGAUGUUUAAACUUUGAAAUGGACUUUUGUAGGAAAACGUAUCAAAAUUAGUGACAGUAUUUAACUGAAACUGUAUUUUUUUUCCAGCCAAUGACAGUAUCACCACUGCACCUGUGUUCCACAAAAAUGGGAAAUGGCGCACAUUCUCACAUUAGUAAACUCCACUUGCAUGACUGAUAUGAACAAUACAAAAUGUUUAAUAGUUAGCUAAUGAGCUAUUGAACGAUGCCCGAAAGGAAACUUUGUGGUGUUAUAUGACUGUGCCUUUUCACUUUUUAUAAGCUUAUUAUAACUGGUAACACUACAUUAUUUUCAUUACACAAUGCAGUAUUUUGACGUAAAAAUGCGACUGCCAUCUAACAACAUUACCUACAUUCUUAGCGUUUAUAGACUACCAAUUCCCAACAACCACAUUCAUACAAUAAGUGCUAAAAUGAAAUGUAUUUAAUUUCAAUUCAUAUUUACCGUAUAAUUUUUUCAACAUGAGGAUUUAGCAGUGUUGUGGAUUGCUGUUUUCACAGGACUGUGCCGGUGUAGUUUAAGAUAUUUAAAGAGCCUACACCGUAAAAAAAAUUGUUUACUUGUUACAAAAACAUGAUGGGACAUUCUUUCUCCUCAGUUUACUCCCCAAGUUAGUCAUUUUCUGACUGCCCCAACCUCAAUAGUCACUAGUACCGAGCUGACUUCUACUCUUCCAUUUCACUGUAGGAAAGGAGGUAACCAAGGGAACAACAAUAGAAGAAGCACAUGAAAAGCCAAGGGCUUUGACGUGCUUUGUCAUGGGAAUAGCAGUUGAGCUCCGAAAGUAGCAGCCUAGACUACACUCAACAGACGCCCCCCCUCCCAAUCUUAUUCAAGAUGACCAACAGAGAGUGUCUUUGAGUGUGCAGCUGCACUGUUCUAAUAGCAAGACUUGCUCAUCAACCAUAGCUUGACUCACAGCCCUGUUUUCACCUCCGAGUAUGGUGGCAACGAGCCACAGAACACAAGGCCCCAUUCAGGGGAAAAUGUUCCCAUUAGCAUACACUGUUUAAUCAAUACCUACCAAAUGUCAGAUGAGACUUAACACACAGAGUGCCUCAGACAUUAUAAGAGUCCUUUUGCCUAGUGUUUGAAUGAGUCAAGUAGUUGCCUAAAUGUGGGAAAAGAGGAAUAGAUGAUAUAGGUACAUUAAGUGUUAGUAUCAAGCAACAAAACACAAUUUUUCUAUAUUAAAUUAACACUGGUCGUGUAGUACCUCAUUUGGUGCAAAAAUGCAUUUUCCAUGAAGUUAUGAUUUUAUUAUAUUGCUGUCAAUAAUGCAUCUGUGACGAUUCACAAAUGCCGAUUGCAGAAAACUUUUUUGUAGAGUAUAUUUUUCAAGCAUUUUGAAAAUAUAUUGUAAAAAACGACUUUUCACCCCUGUGAACUGAAGUUUUUAAAGAUUUUAUGGAAAUAAAAAGGAUUUCAGACAACCAUGUUUUUGUCAUCUUAGUGUAACUUCUUGAGGACAAAAACUAUACA